GAAGAGCAGCCAGAAGAGAUACCCAUCACACGUAUUGAAGUAGAAAUUCCAAAGAUUCCAACUGACCUCGGAAAUGAUAUUCAUUCUGUUGAAUUACCCAAUUUUUUAAGUGUUGAUACUCAUCCAUAUGAUCCAUUUUGGUAUGAAGAUGAAAUCGAUGAAGACGAAAAUCUCGAAGAAGAAGGAAGACAUCAAUUAAAAUUGAAAGUUGAAUCAACAAUAAGAUGGAGAACCGUAGUUGACGAGAAUGGAGUGUCUCUAAAAGAAAGUAAUGCCAGAAUAGUAUGGUCAGAUGGUAGCAUGUCUCUACACCUUGGAUCUGAAAUUUUUGAUAUUCAUAAACAAAGCUUAAUGGCUGGUGAUAAUAAUCAUCUUUUCAUUCGUCAAGGGACUGGUCUACAAGGGCAAGCCGUUUUCAAAACAAAACUUACUUUCCGACCUCAUUCAACUGAUAGUUUUACACAUCGUAAGAUGACUUCAUUGGCCGAAAGAAGUCAUAAAACUCAAAAGAUUCGUGAUUUACCUAACGUUGGUAAAGAUCCUGAAGCCCACAGGUCAGAAAUGAUCAAGAAGGAAGAAGACAAGUUAAAGGCAUUUAUUAGACGAGAAAACAAAAUGAGAAGAGUGCGGGAAAAGGCUCCUUUCCGUGGUCCACCAGCAUCUUAUUUAGAGCCUGAUUCAUACGAUGAUGAUGAUGAUGAUGCUGGCGGUGUAUCUUUAUCUGCAAUUAAAAAAACGUUGCAAGAAAGGAGGUGCUGGUUAUAA
Molecule: messenger RNA, 765 nt
Organism: Tetranychus urticae (two-spotted spider mite)
Lineage: Eukaryota; Metazoa; Arthropoda; Arachnida; Trombidiformes; Tetranychidae
Source: RefSeq, a predicted model, not a curated record